This is a messenger RNA of Triplophysa dalaica, 3802 nucleotides long. RefSeq lists its product as uncharacterized. NCBI's taxonomy places the organism in Eukaryota, Metazoa, Chordata, Actinopteri, Cypriniformes, Nemacheilidae. Bases 426 to 3227 code for a protein of 933 amino acids. The transcript has 16 exons. The record is from RefSeq and is a predicted model, not a curated record.
UGCUCAGUCCUGAGAGAUAGCCGGCUGAAACACACAUGACGGAUAAACAUUCCUGCAAGCUAUGUGGGAAUAUGAUGUGAGAAACAAAUGCGAAUUUUACCAAACAGGCUUUAAAAUAAUUUUUUGGACCUUGAGGAGAGUUUCACAGAGGAUGCAAUAAGGAAAUGCUACUUUUAGAACUUUGACACCAUGGCUCGAUUUUGCAGCUGUUUUGUGGCAAAUAAGAUUUCCAGGAGACGUGCGUGUCACGUUCUUGAACGGUCCGCCUGGAAACAACACGAAGCCGUCUGAUCUAAUUAAGACAUGAAGCGUCGGACGUCAUCACAGAACUCUGGUGUUGGAGGCAACUCAAGAGGCUAAUGCUUAUAUCAAGACCGUGGGUGGACAAAAUAAUGCAAGCGUAAUGUUUCAGUGAUUGUGACAUCAUGGCAUCAGGAUCUCCAGAUGCCACAGGCGCAAGUGACUCAUCAGAAGCGGCAGAAGAGUGUUCAGGGAAAAAGAAGUCCAAAUUCCAGACGUUCAAGAAUUUUUUUGUGAAGAAAAAGAGGAAAGAAAGUCCUCCUCCAUUGGAAGAGGGCGUGUUGAAGGCCAGUCAAUCAAGUUAUGAUGUCACUAAAGAACCGCCUAUGGUCCAAACUACCAAACAUGAUGAAUUGGGGUCCAAAAUCAAUAUGGGAAAUAAAGCCAUGUCACAUGACAGUGUCUUCGUCUCUGAUUCGCCUUUGUCUGAGAGUAAUGAUGCUCUAGGGGCGUCCGAGGACAGCAUUCAUGGAAAAGUGAAAUCUCUACAGCUGCAAUUGAAGCAGGCAAUUCGUCUGGGUUCACCUCCAGCAUUCAUCUACGGGAGGAAACCUGAAGACGCCGGAGCUUUCUCUGAUGAUGAUGGUCUUCCCUGCAGCCCACCAGAAUACUUCAGCCUUCAUUCCGUGCUGGCCACACCCCCUCAUACGGUGGCAGAUUUGACCCAGAGCAGCAGUUGUUUGAGCAUGGAGGCAUUUGACAGCGAUGAUGAUCAGAUGUCUUAUGAAAGCUCUUCGAGACCCAGCACCCCUAAGGGCCCCGUCCCCGCGGACUUCAGUCUGCCCGCCAGCUCCAUCUCCUGCUUAGACAGCACGGCGGCCCGUCACCGCAUCGCCGUCAAUGCCAAAGCCUGCGCCAGGAGAAAACCAGUCAGCAUGGAAAUGAUGCAAACUAAGAGAAGACAUCUGAGAGAAAAACUACUGCUCAGAGAAACAGAGGACAAACUACGGAUGGUCCCGAGCAUUGUGGAAGAGGAAAGUGAAGAUACGCCCAUGAUUCAAGAUUCACACCAAGAGGAGUCAAAGACAGCCUCCAUUGCCUCUGAGCACAAGGACGAGGAAUUGGCAGACUCUCUGAAAUCCUCCGUCUCAGCUGGAGACUCCUCUGAGGAAGAGGAACGUGUUUCUGACGAGGAUGACAUCCGCAAGUCUAAGAUCCUGGAGUCUCCAUGGGACACAAGACCAGUGACACUUGAGCUACAGGCCGAUGACUUCCUGUUGGUCACAGUAUGUGAGGUCGUCCCUAAAGAGCAGGGGUCAUUGCUGGAGGAAGUGUUGAGCUCCCUAAAGAGUCCUCUUGUGUUAGGACUUGCACUGGAGCAUGAGAACACGGUUCUUCAGAGCGAGGCAGAGGUAAAAACUAAGAGUGCAGUAGGUCAAAAUGAAGAGAAAGCCAACAUGGAUCUUGGUCGAAUGAUCAAAAAUACACAACUUCCUCAACCAUAUUCCCUUUCAGACUCAACUGUUGUUUCAGUCAAGAUCACAGAAGAGACUUUAGAAAAAGAGGAAUUGGUUGAAUUGCCAAAGUUUGCCAGUGUGUCUAAAGCCAAUGUUGAGAAAGAACUAAACAAGACUGAGAAUGCCAAAGAGGUACAAGGAAAGAUAGACUUUAAAGUGAAAUUGGAGACAACUGACAGGGCGGAAAUUAACCAAAUAGAAGAUCUUGGUGAGGACAAUGUUAAAUUGAUGAUAGAAACCAAAGUUGACGAGAAGGUUGGUGGCUUGGUGUUGGUGGAACCGGAGAAAAGAAAGGAUGCGGACGUUGAAGAAUCUCAAGACAUUACGGAGCUCUCAAAGACAGACAUAGAUGAUAUUGAGAAUGUUGCGGCAUCUGAUCCGACAGUUGGAGAAGAUUUCUUCAACUCUUCUGAAUCUUCUAGACUGACUCUGGUAGAGUCUAUUUCCCCCACAGUGUCUCAGAAACUUGAUGCUCCAAUUCUACAAUCAACAUUUUUGAAUACGUCGGCGAGUCCUCUAGAGAAGGAAAAUGAGCCCAGCAGUCUAUGUGUUUCUGUUAGGCCCCAGGAAGGAUCAGUUACAGAGCAGAAGGAAGUUCUCGAGUCACCUUUGGAACAACAGAUAACCAACACUGAGGUUCAACCUCGCUUCACAAUCGCUCCUGCAUGGCAACGGUCACUUGUUUCUGAAGUUGCCAAAGAACAGCUUCAGAUCAUCUCGCCGUCUACCGAAGUGACCAAAGCGUCUGAUGAACCUCCCCAGACAACCGAGCUCCUCACACCUGCAAAAGAAGAACGAUCCUUCUCCAAACCCACCCGUACGCACAGUUCGCCAGCACGAAUUCACAGCUCACCCAUGAGAAAAGAGAUGUUGCUUGUUGAGGAAGAGUCUAUUCCAGACAACCCUUUUGGUGUGCGGUUGAGAAGGACGGCAGUUAUCAGGCGGUACGAUAUGGAUGGAGAUUCGUCUCCGACGCGGGGGAGCCUGACAGAGUCAGAGCGUCUGGAGGCUGUGGAGACCCCAGAAGUUGAGCAGCAUGAAAGCAAGACCAUCACGCCCAAGAAGCCUGAUCUGCACGAUACUGUGGUGUCUGUCUGGAAAGUCCCAGAACCCGUGGUCAGAAUAUCUGGUGGUAACAUUGAACCUCCAAGCUGGAUCUCUGUGGCAAGACAGAAGCAGAGGAACUUCAUUGAGAACUCCCCAGAGGUCUUUGCAGAGAAACCUCCCUCACAAGAGGAUUUUACAAGACCAGCUUCACUGCCUAGUUUAUCAACUUCAAUCACCCAAGAUCAACUUGCACAGCCAUGUUCAACUGUAAAAGUGUUCUGCUCGAUGGAAAUGGUGGAGAAGGAGACUAAGAGAGCUGCUAUCCCAUCCGCUGCUCCUCUAGCCCAAGAUGAGCCCCCCUGGAUGGCCUUAGCCAAGAAGAAGGCCAAAGCGUGGAGUGAAAUGCCCCAGAUCGUCCAGUGAACGGCCCAGCUGGCAUAUGAGCUCAAGAAAACAUUAAAGUCACUUCAGUGGCUUUCCUUAUACUUAUUUGUAAACACAUACGCAAUGGAUGUGAGCAGUCAUAGGAAACUUGUACAGACUCAUAUUGCUUAUUCAGAACUGAAUGCCUGGAGUAAAUGAAGUUCUGACUUCAUAAAGGAAGUGUAAGCAGUAGGCAUUAUGGGUUAUGCAUUCUGCCUUUAUCAUGAUCACAUUCAUUUAAUAGUAUCCCAUGUCAUACAGAUCUGACUUUGUAAUCCAGGUGGAGUGCUUCUGUUAAAAAAGAGAGAAGGAAACAAUGUUUAGUUACCCCCCGAAAAAAGCGUUCCUUUGGUUUACCCCAUUAUGAACCACCAUGAAGGCUGUUUUUAUUUAGGAGUUAAGGAUACCUUCACUUAUGUUAUAGCCUUUAAAGUUAAUUACAGUGCAGUUAUUAACAAUGGAGCUGAUGGUAUCAUUGUAUUUAUUUAUCUCACUCUUGUAUGUUUUAUGUAAUUUUUGUUUUAUUUUUGUAUUUACGUGCACAGUUUUGUGACUUGUACAUAAAAUGUGAAGUA